AACGUAAACAAAGUGUGUGUUGAGGAAUGGCUUCAGGAGGAAAUCGCCGCCGGCACCACAAAGGGGGUGGAAAAUUCACGCCCACUCAAGUCUCCGUGGACGAAAACAAUCCCAUUCUUCUCGCCUUCCAAGGAUUCGCGCGCGAACUCGAUGACAAGCACGAUCGGCACGAGAGAAUCGUGAAGAUCAGCCGUGACAUCACGAUUGAGAGCAAGCGGAUCAUCUUUCUGCUGCAUACCAUCGAUCAGCGGAAGGACAAUACCAAGCAGGUGCUGGAGGAGGCGCAGCGCAGACUGGAGGAGCUCUGCACCACGCGCUUCCGAGAGAUUGCCAAGGAGCUGAGCGGCAGGGAUCAGUACCAGUAUUCCAGAGCCUUCUCGCCAGGGCUUCAAGAAUUCGUGGAAGCGCUGACAUUCUUCGAGUACAUUUCCGGGAAGGACUUGUCCGACUGGUCGACGCUGCAGGAGCGGCUGCGACACGAUGGCGAGGAGUGCCUCGUGCAGCCCAUCGAGUUCAUGCUGGGCUUGGCGGACAUGAGUGGCGAAGUGAUGCGGCGCUGCGUGAACUCGCUGGGCUCCGGCGACACGGACACCUGCUUCGCCUCCUGUCGCAUCUUGCAGAGCCUUCACGCGGGCUACCUCGGCCUGGGGCCCGCGCACAGCCGCGAGCUGACCCGGAAGAUGUUCACGCUGCGCCAGAGCGUGAUGAAGUCCGAGGCUGUGUGCUACAAUCUGCGCGUCCGCGGCAAGGAGGCGGCCAAGUGGGGCGCCGAGGAGAACUUCCUGGACAAGAGAGGCGACGGCAGCACUGAUGACAUCGAUGAGGGCUUCUUCUAGAGGCUUCUGAUGGAAAUAAAACACCCAGCAAAGCCAACAAAGAGUGUUAUUCGAAACACGGUUUUCUGAGCCAAUAAAGGAUGAGUCAUAAACCACGCAAAA
Molecule: messenger RNA, 938 nt
Organism: Phlebotomus argentipes
Lineage: Eukaryota; Metazoa; Arthropoda; Insecta; Diptera; Psychodidae
Gene: Trax
Product: translin-associated protein X
Exons: 2
Coding region: 27-836 (269 amino acids)
Cellular component (GO): nucleus; cytoplasm
Molecular function (GO): RNA endonuclease activity; sequence-specific DNA binding; RNA binding
Source: RefSeq, a predicted model, not a curated record